This is a messenger RNA of Cladophialophora yegresii CBS 114405, 603 nucleotides long. RefSeq lists its product as uncharacterized. NCBI's taxonomy places the organism in Eukaryota, Fungi, Ascomycota, Eurotiomycetes, Chaetothyriales, Herpotrichiellaceae. Bases 1 to 603 code for a protein of 200 amino acids. The transcript is spliced from 3 exons. The record is from RefSeq and is a predicted model, not a curated record.
AUGGCCGCACCACCUCAGACCACAUGCACCAACUUAUCGGGCAAGUUCGCCUUGAACAAGUCCCUCUCCGACGACGUCGACGCCAUGCUCGAGUUGCAGGGCAUCAACUGGGCUAUUCGCAAGGUCAUCAGCCUGGCUAGCGUUGUGCUCACGGUAAAGGAAUACACCAAAGACGCUACGACGCAUAUCGAUGUCACCACCGUCGUGGCCGGCCUCGACAAGACCCAGGAAGACCGCGUCUUGAACUGGCAGGAUGCCGAGCACGUCGACAAGAUCUUCGGCAAGUGUCGGCAUAGAGCACGCCUCGUCAAGAUCAGCGAGUAUCAUCUCGAGGGGCCCGGGUCGGCCGAGGACGCUGCCUUCCUUAGGGGGGAGAAGUUGAAGGAUGGGAGGACGGAUUCGCGGUUCGAGGUCGACGAGGUCGUUCAGAGUUGGGUGGAGAGCACUGGUGGUGGCGCUGGCUGGAAGUGUGAGCAGGUCUGGGGGUUUGAGGUGAUCAAUGGCGAGAGACGAUAUACGAGGCGGGUUGUCGUUUGGAACGCGGGCAAGGUGGUCAGGACGAGGAUCGUGUAUGACUACAAAGGAGAGGGUAAAAGGGGUUGA